AUGACACACGGACGUCGAGGAGGGACAGAAGGUCCUGCAGUUGUUGGCGGAUUUGCGCGCCACGACAUCGCAGCUGUGCUCGCCGACAUCAAUGCCGUCUCCCCACACUCAAGCGUCCUUCUCUCCGACACAUCUCUUUUCUACCUCCCGAAGGCUCUCUUCUGCAUCUUACCGUCCAUCCCCUCACUCCACCUCCACCCCAUCAUCCAGUCUAGCCACGACCCCUACAGCAUCGGCGAGGCCUUCGCGGCUGAUAGGUCGCGCUUUGCAGAAGCGGGCCGCCUCACCCUCCUCAAACUGCCCCCUGCUGAGCUCGCGCGGACGACCCCUGCGCUCCGCGUCCUCGCGCGCUCCACGUGCAAGCUUAAUCCCAUGACCUCCUAG
Molecule: messenger RNA, 384 nt
Organism: Epithele typhae
Lineage: Eukaryota; Fungi; Basidiomycota; Agaricomycetes; Polyporales; Epitheliaceae
Exons: 1
Coding region: 1-384 (127 amino acids)
Source: RefSeq, a predicted model, not a curated record